This is a messenger RNA of Brenthis ino (lesser marbled fritillary), 2682 nucleotides long. NCBI's taxonomy places the organism in Eukaryota, Metazoa, Arthropoda, Insecta, Lepidoptera, Nymphalidae. The record is from the annotation of a GenBank genome assembly.
AUGUCGGGCUCAGAUUCAGUACAGAAGAGUGAGGCGGCGGGAGCCCACGCCCCAUGGUGGCAAACACCAUGGAAAACUAUGGCUGACCUAGCCGAAGCGGUUGACGACCUCAUAUGUAGUUUUGACUAUAUGGACACAGCAAUGGACAAUCUAGUGAUGCUUAUUUUCAUAUGGAUCCUCUUUUCCAUUGUCAUCCUUGGGAUUGCAAAAUGGGCGUACGGGAGGUUCAGUACAAAAGCCGUAGAGGAGAAGGUCGAAAAGCCGAAGCCGACCGAAGACACGAAGAAAACAGCGAACGAAAUAAUUACAAGUGCGGAUAGCGUAUUGGCUACUAGCGCUAAAAUUAAGAGCGGGUCUUUCAAACCAACGAAACCAACUGGUUUCGUGCCUGCAACGCCGCCUGUUAAUAAGAAAAGAUUAGGGCGUAUGUCCCCAGGCCCUGAACAGUUAUCGUUGAAGAAACACCAAAGUAUCAUAAUCCCUACCUGUACAGGUGCUGAUGCUCCCAGCGUCCAGUGGGUAAACGAGUUAUUGACGUGGUUAUAUAAUGAUCUUGUUAUUGUGAAUGAACUUGUGCAGCAAUGGAUUGUAUCUAUGAACGAGUUCUCCAAAAAAUCUGUGGAAGAGCAAGGUGUCGGGGUCGAGUUAGUGCGCGCGUUGGACAGCAACCCACCAAACAUUAACAAUGUGUUCUGCGAGUGUGACUCUAGGGAUGACGUGACUAUAACCUGUGAUUGCGAAGCGACUCCCGCCUUCCAGUUGAAAGCGUUCAGUCAACGCGGUGAGAAAGUAGAAGUGUCCCAUUACAGAGUCAAUGUUAACAAAUUCCGCGCACGUCUUCACAUAGUGUGUGUAACAGACAAACUGACAGGCGAAUUGAAAUGCGACGGAUGGCCUGACGUCAAAAUUGCGCUCGCACCAGUCGGCCCCUUACGGCCUAAUGCCGCUGAAUCUGACUUACAACAACUUGUUAGUGAUAUAGUAGUAAGUGCGUUACGAAGCACACAACUAAACUUCAACUUCGCACACUACCCCACGUGUCCGAGACUGCGGAGAUAUGUUCAUGAUACUGGACCAAGACUGCCCUUGCAUUAUGAUUCUAUGUUACAAUCAGACCGUGGUAUGUACACGUCGACCCCAAAUUCAACUGCGGGUUGCAUACAAUUGUUGGGGGAAAAGCGCUUACUUGUUAAAGUUGUCGGAGCUAAAGAUAUUGGAGGUAAAAGCGGUUGUGUAGCGCCGUACUGUGUGGUUGAAAUGGACGAACCGCCUCAAAGAAACCAAACUGCCUUCAAAAAGGACACUAUUAACCCCGUGUGGGAAGAACAUUUCCUUUUCGACCUUUCACCACAAACAGCGGAACUGCUCUUCGAAGUGUAUGACCGUACCGGUCCUCCCUCUCCUGGCAACACCACCACUCAACAUAGAUUUUUAGGUCUAGGUCUGGUCGGAAUAGAUGAACUAUUAGCGGCUCCUUCACAAAGACAACAAAUAGGUCUCCAGACCAGACCCAUGGAAGAGCACGAUGUGAGCGGCAGCUUGACCGUUGAAUUCCUAUUCAUAGAAGGUGCAGACAUACCAGAUAUAGGAUCCAAACCGUUCAAAAUAAAAGAGAGUUUACGCACAGUUUCGCCUCAAGGCCGACUCACAACUACCACUAAGACCACUUUCCAACAAAACGGCCAUGACCCAAGUCAACUAACAGAAUCAGCUCUGCGAGAACUAGAAUUGAGCCCUACGAGUGCUGCCAACAAAUCCACACUCAUCAUACAUUCUGUACAACGGGAGCCGAAAUCAAUUAAGGUGGAAUUAACGGAUUCUGGAAAAUUCAUCGAAGUUGAAAGAGAAGAUACAGAUAAUAAUUACAUAGACAAAGACACAGACAACAUAGACAAGAGCAUAAGCAAAACGUCCACACCAAACCAAUCUCCCGCCAAAAGUGUAAGGAUAAAAGAAAAUGGCGCCAAGCCAAAUGGCGAUGCUGAUACGCAAGGCGAUUACGUGAGUAAGAAUCAAGAGACCCCCCCGGAGCCCGCGCCGAGGAAGAAACGGCGGGACUUCUUUGGCACUAUUAAGAGAAGAUUAGGUAGAUCCCGCACCCGCGGCCAGUCGUUAGACCUGCAGGACCCGGAACUGGAAAACCAACGCAUUCGCAGUGUUAGCGCCGAACGAAAUAGUCUUGACAAAGCGCUAACUCUGCCUAAUCGCAACGUGUACUCGGCCGGGGCUUCCCCCGCGCAGUCCGGCGACGAGUCCAGGACUUCCCGGAGAUCAUCCCUCAGUGAAGUCUCUGGAUUCAGUACAGCAUCAGCUCGGACCUUCAUUCAUGAAGCAUCAACCCUCGUCCUGGAGACCAUUGAAGCGGGCAUCAAGAAACAUUACUUGGUUCCUCUCACUGUAGCCCAGAGAUCAAGAUGGCGGCGGAAGGGAGUCAAACUGCAUAUAUACAAUGAACACACUUUCAUCGCUAAACAUCUUAGCGGCGGCACGGUGUGCACCGUGUGCAACAAGACGAUAGCGCGCCGCCUCGGCAAGCAGGGCUACGAGUGCCGCGACUGCGGCCUGCGCUGCCACAAACACUGCCACGUGGCCGUGCCCGGGCGCUGCGAGCGCUCCACCGUGCACGACAUGGAGCUGGCUUACAUUUCGUCUCCGUACACGGACAAAAAUAUAAGAAUGCUG